AUGAAUUCCUGGCUUCUCUCAUCUUCUCCUAAUUCUCUUGUUUAUUCAUUUUUCAUAUUCUUCAUCUUCAUCAAUAGCAUUCAUCUAUCUCUUUGCAAAGAUGAUUCAUACUCAAACUGUAGCAAAAACAUUUUCUCUUGUGGAAACAUCCGCAACAUUGGUUUUCCUUUCUGGGGAGAAAACUAUGCUGGUUGUGGCUAUCCAGGACUGAAGCUCAACUGCAAGGAAAACGUUACUACCAUGGAGAUUAUGAACGUGACUUACCGUGUGUUAGAUGUGAAUCUCAGUGACCAGAUACUCACAAUUACGAGGGAGGACUACUGGACUGGUUUUUGUUCACCAAUGUUCACAAACACUACCUUGGAUCCCACACUCUUUGAUUUUGGUAAUGGUAAUUUUCAGAAUCUUACACUAACUUAUGGUUGUGCUUUGUCUUCGAUAGCUCACCCUAGUCAACUCACUUGCUCCACAACUACUGGAUCAUUGUUUGAUGUGCACAUGAAACCGGGAGCUCUUGGUCCUGAUGAGAAUUGUGAAACAGUGUGA
Quercus robur (English oak) is the source of this 546-nucleotide messenger RNA. RefSeq names its product LEAF RUST 10 DISEASE-RESISTANCE LOCUS RECEPTOR-LIKE PROTEIN KINASE-like 2.7. The coding region runs from base 1 to 546 and encodes 181 amino acids. Gene Ontology annotation, molecular function: polysaccharide binding. Lineage: Eukaryota; Viridiplantae; Streptophyta; Magnoliopsida; Fagales; Fagaceae. The transcript has a single exon. The record is from RefSeq and is a predicted model, not a curated record.